AUGACAAUCGACGAAGCAGAUGGCAACGGCAGGACGAUGCUAACUUGGGCAGCUCAAAAUGGCCACGUCGACAUUGUCCAGCUGCUCUUAGACAAGGGGGCGGACGUCAAUGCGCAGGGUCUCUGGCAUGGCAGCGGCCUACAUGGGCCCUCAUACAAGGGUGGCGAGUACGGCAACGCUCUAUAUGCCGCCUCAUGCGAAGGUCACGCAGAGAUUGUCCAGCUGCUCUUGAACAAGGGGGCGGACGUUAACGCGCAGGGCGGCAAGUACGGCAACGCUCUGCAGGCCGCCUCAAUCAGAGGCAACGUCGAGAUUGCCCAGCUGCUCUUAGACAAUAGGGCGAACGUUAAUGCGCAGGGCGGCGAGUACGGCAACGCUAUGCAGGCCGCCUCAUACGAAGGUCACGCAGAGAUUGUCCAGCUGCUCUUGAACAAGGGGGCGGACGCCAACGCGCAGGGCGGCAAGUACGGCAAUGCUCUGCAGGCCGCCUCAUACGAAGGCAAAGUCGAGAUUGUCCAGCUGCUCUUAGACAAGGGGGCGAACGUCAAUGCGCAGGGCGGCGAGUACGGCAACGCUAUGCAGGCCGCCUUAAUCAGAGGCAACGUCGAGAUUGCCCAGCUGCUCUUAGACAAGGGGGCAGACGCCAACGCGCAGGGCGGCAAGUACGGCAAUGCUCUAUAUGCCGCCUCAAUCAGAGGCAACGUCGAGAUUGUCCAGCUGCUCUUAGACAAGGGGGCGAACGUCAAUGCGCAGGGCGGCGAGUACGGCAACGCUAUGCAGGCCGCCUCAUACGAAGGCAAAGUCGAGAUUGUCCAGCUGCUCUUAGACAAUAGGGCGAACGUCAAUGCGCAGGGCGGCGAGUACGGCAACGCUAUGCAGGCCGCCUCAUACGAAGGUCACGCAGAGAUUGCCCAGCUGCUCUUAGACAAGGGGGCAGACGCCAACGCGCAGGGCGGCGAGUACGGCAACGCUCUAUAUGCCGCCUCAUACGAAGGUCACGCAGAGAUUGUCCAGCUGCUCUUGAACAAGGGGGCGGACGUUAACGCGCAGGGCGGCAAGUACGGCAAUGCUCUAUAUGCCGCCUCAAUCAGAGGCAACGUCGAGAUUGCCCAGCUGCUCUUAGACAAGGGGCAGACGUCAAUGCGUAGGGCGGCAAACGUCCAGCGUCUCGAUUCGUUGGGCCGCACACCGCUCUUCUUGGCCGCGAGGUACGGGCAUAUUGACAUGGUUCGCGUUUUACUCGCAGAUCCUAACAUUGACAAGACAGCAGAGGAUUGGUGCGGUUCGAUACCACUCUCUGCUGCGGUACGAAAUGGCCACGCUGGCAUCGCUGUCAUGCUGUUGUCGAAUGACAACAGCACGCUGAACGAUCAAGAUUCUUUUGGUCACAGUCUGAUAUGGUGGACGCGUCGUGGCGACCACGCCGACGUUCUUCUGGUUUUACUUCGUCACGCAGCGGAGAAAGACAUGUUUGUAGAUAGAGAUGAUCCUCCCAUGAUUGUGGAAUGGACCCUGUUUGAUACCCAGCAAGCAUGGUGUGAUGUCUAUACGCUCACCAUAUCUCGUGGAACGGGCCUUUCUUGUAAGACGUGUUGUGGCGGAGGAUUCUGCAUAUGCAAAGAUUGCGUCGCACUGGGGUUCCGGUGCUGCGAAUCGUCCCAUUCUUUGGUGGCUCGAUAG
Molecule: messenger RNA, 1680 nt
Organism: Verticillium dahliae VdLs.17
Lineage: Eukaryota; Fungi; Ascomycota; Sordariomycetes; Glomerellales; Plectosphaerellaceae
Product: ankyrin repeat and protein kinase domain-containing protein
Exons: 2
Coding region: 1-1680 (559 amino acids)
Molecular function (GO): protein binding
Source: RefSeq, a predicted model, not a curated record